Diorhabda carinulata is the source of this 1163-nucleotide messenger RNA. RefSeq names its product translation initiation factor eIF-2B subunit beta (gene eIF2Bbeta). Gene Ontology annotation, molecular function: guanyl-nucleotide exchange factor activity; translation initiation factor activity. The record is from RefSeq and is a predicted model, not a curated record. The transcript is spliced from 7 exons. Gene Ontology annotation, cellular component: eukaryotic translation initiation factor 2B complex. The coding region runs from base 102 to 1139 and encodes 345 amino acids. Gene Ontology annotation, biological process: translational initiation. NCBI's taxonomy places the organism in Eukaryota, Metazoa, Arthropoda, Insecta, Coleoptera, Chrysomelidae.
GAAGUAGGAAGAAAUUUUUAACCUAAGUAUUUGUGACGAAAAUAUUAAGUUAUUGUUUGCUCAAUUUUUAUUUAAUAAAAUUUUUUUAUUCAGAAAUUACUAUGCAAGAAAAAGAUAAUUUAAGAGAUGUCAGUAAUCUAGUCAGUGAUAUCAAACAUAAAAAAAUUUUCACAUCUGUUGAUAUCGCAUUGAGGACAGAAGAUCUACUAGAAAAUCUUAUUUCUCAGCAACAAUGGAAAAGUGCAAAAGAACUAAUGAACUUAGUAAUUUUAAGAAUACGAUUCAUUAGAGAUGCUUUACCCACAGAAGCAACAGCUACUAAUAUUAUGAGACAUAUUUUAAAAAUUAUCAGGGAAGAAUAUGAAUCAGCAUCAAAAAAAAAAGGAGAAGGACAGUCAUUACAUCAGUUAGUGACCUCCCAUAAUAAUGACAGAUUGGAUUAUUCAGAGUCAUUAAGUAGCUUAAAAGCGAAUUUGCUAGAUCACUUAGGAGAGUAUAAAGUUGAAAUAGAAUCGAGUUCUGAAAAUAUAGCAGCGCAGGCUUCUGAACAUAUUCACAUGGAUGAGAUGAUCAUGACUGUUGGAAAAUCCAAUACUGUAGAAAAGUUUUUAAAAAAUGCUGCUAAAGACAGAAAUUUCAAAGUUGUAGUGGCCGAAGGGGCUCCAUUCUAUCAUGGCCACACAAUGGCUACAAGUUUAGCAAAGAGUGGCAUUCAGACCAUUGUGAUACCAGAUUCAGCAAUUUUUGCCAUGAUGUCUAGGGUAAACAAAGUGAUAAUUGGUACCCACACAGUUUUGGCAAAUGGUGGAUUAAGAGCUGCUAGUGGUAUACACGCAGUAGGUUUAGCAGCUAAACAAUUUUCAGUUCCAGUUAUGGUACUCUCCCAUAUGUACAAAUUUACUCCAAUGUAUGUAGUAUCUAAUAACAAUGAUACUUUCAACAUUUGUGCAUCUCCAGCUGACAUCAUUCCACAAUCGGCUGGAAAAAUUCUUAACAAUGUAGAAGUUUACAAUCCAGUAUUUGACUAUGUUCCACCAGAAUUGGUUACACUAUUUGUUUCUCAUCAGGGUGGAAAUGCGCCAUCAUACGUUUAUAGAUUAUUAUCAGAAUUGUACCAUCAAGAUGAUUAUGAUAUAUGAAAAUAAAUGUACAUUUUUUUUUAA